This is a messenger RNA of Scylla paramamosain (green mud crab), 2129 nucleotides long. RefSeq names its product valine--tRNA ligase-like. Gene Ontology annotation, biological process: valyl-tRNA aminoacylation. Gene Ontology annotation, cellular component: cytosol. Gene Ontology annotation, molecular function: valine-tRNA ligase activity; ATP binding. Bases 885 to 1640 code for a protein of 251 amino acids. The transcript has 7 exons. The record is from RefSeq and is a predicted model, not a curated record. Lineage: Eukaryota; Metazoa; Arthropoda; Malacostraca; Decapoda; Portunidae.
AGGGAAAUUCAUAGGUAAAUGGCACAGACCGUUAAGAAUCUAAUUUAAAUCACAGAAAGAUACUCUGGCAGUUGUCUGGAGGCUGGCUAAGGAUGAGCUAACAGAUAUUAACUCACUGAAGAGGAGAGGGAAGAGUUAACUAACUGAGGAUGUAGAGGCAAUAGAUGAGGGUAAGAACAAUAGCAGGAGAUAUUGUAGUGGAGAGUUUUGGACAAGAAAGUGAGGAAGUGGUACCUGAACAUGAGGGAGGGCUGGAAAACAGUGAAGGAGAAAGAAGCCCUAUGGAGUGUGAUGCAGAAUAAUAUUAAUAGCCUCAUCUUGGGAUUAAGCCAAAUGUUUAUCCUGAUGAGUCUGGAUAUAAUUCACCUUACAGAAAUAAAAUUGUGAUGAGUUACAAGUAGAGAACAUUGAACAAAAUAGAUACAACUUAUGAAAAAGAUCAAACAAGAAAGGAGUGAUGUUUUUAGUUAAGGAAAGCUUCAAAGUGGCUGGAUACAAUGUGAUGAUGGACUAGCAGAUGCAUUAAUAAUUAGAGUCCAAAAUAUACCAGGCAAAAAGACGAUUCAAAGUAACUGACAUACCAAGCAAUUAAUUAGGGAAAUCAGUCUUUGUUGACACUUCCAAAGCCUUUCAGUUUGUCGACCUCAGUAUACUGUUAGGAAAAAGAGCGAUAUUAAGACAUGAGGUAUAAGCACUCCUGAUUCAAAGGCUAUUUGACUGAUAGUGUGUGUGUGUGUCCUAAAUUUUUCUUAUCGUAUGACAUAAUUAUAGUUUUAGAUCCUCAUCAGUCACUGCUACAUCUUGCAACCAGUAUUUGGAGAACACAGUGAGAAUAAUUGAGGGUGGUUGCAUCACCCUCAAUCACGAUCUACAAAACUCAAACGAUGACCAAAGGGGCAAUGGAUCUGUACAUGAGUGAGGUGGCGAGGGGCGUGGCCAGGGGGCGGCUAGCAGCGUGUGCCACCAGGGAAAUGUGUAUGAACAUAAAAAAAGGCGCCUGUCAAGAAAGGUUCGUUCGGUGCAAGGAGUUGGCACAGGAGGUGUCUGAGGCUGUGCAGAGCGGCCGUCUGAACCUGGUGCCACAGCUGCACAGGAGGGCAUGGCAUAGCUGGCUGGACAACAUCACAGACUGGUGUGUCUCCCAGCAACUCUGGUGGGGCCACAGAAUGCCAGUGUACCACAUCACUGCAGCAGACGGCCGGGAGGUGUGGGUGGCAGCUGCUCGGAGGAAGAUGCAAGGCGGAAGGCUGUGCAGAAGGAAGACUGUGCUGCUGCAUGGCCUCCUGUGUGAUGGUGGCGGCCACAAGACAUCCAAGUCCUGGGGCAAUGUGAUAAACCCCCUGGAUGUGAUCAGUGGGGCGUCCCUGGAGGUACUGUGUGAGAGGAUGGAGGGGAGCCUGAAUACAGAAGAGGUACUCACUGGUAUCAGGAGGAACUUCCCCACAGGCAUCCCAGAGUGUGGAGCUGAUGCCCUUUGGUUCACCCUUUGCUCCACCAACUUCAAUACUGCACACCCCGUCCUGCAGCCUCAAGGCACUCACCUCUCCUUUUCCAGUCAUGGGUGCCUGCCUCCUCCUUGCAACACCACCACCACCACCACCACCACUGCUGCCAUUACCUACGAGGGGGAGAGACUGUGAUGUGGCUGCAGGUGGCUAGGUUCGGAGGCCUCCAGAGAGCUGCCCAGAGUGAAGCUUGUGGUAUAGAGGGACAGCUGCUGAUCAUCAAGCUUACAUAGUGACUGGAGGAAAGUGGGAGGAGCCUGGAGGGAGUGAUGGAGGUACAGUACUUGGAGAAAAUCCCUUCACCAUGACAACUGGGUGUCUGCUGUACAGGCCACUGACCAAUGGGGAGAUAGGUAGAGGGAGACUGGCUAAUGGUGGAUGAGAGAGAGAGAGAGAGAGAGAGAGAGAGAGUCAUGAUAAAGGAUAUUGAGCACAGACUUCACCACUGGGUCGACUCUGGGGGGCUGCGUUCUUUUGCUAGGGAAGUACUGACUGGUUGGUGGCCGUGGCUGUUCACGCACUCGCUCUUGCUGUGGCUGGCAUGCUGUUCUGUCCUCUCUUCUUCCAGGAAUUGCUGUCUGAGGUUGUGUGUGUGUGUGUGUGUGUGUGUGUGUGUGUGUGUGU